CAACGUUUAGCAAAUGCGAGUCACAAGAUUAGGGUUUUAGGUAGCCAUCAUAUCCCGGCAGCUGCAGAGGCGACGCAGAAAACCCUAGCGAGAUUCAAAGAUGGGACACUCGAACGUAUGGAACUCUCACCCCAAGAACUACGGCCCCGGUUCCCGCACUUGCCGAGUGUGUGGAAACCCUCAUGGGUUGAUCCGGAAGUAUGCUCUGAUGUGCUGCAGGCAGUGCUUCCGCAGCAAUGCCAAGGAGAUUGGCUUCAUCAAGUACCGCUAAUUGGAGAGACCACCCGAUUCAGAUCGGCCAUCAAGUCGUCUGAAGUAUGGAGCGUGGGAUUGUUUUCAUUGUUGCUGUUCCUUUUCAUUUUCUUAUAUAAGACCAUAAUGUAGUAUAAAGUUUGACAGUUAGUUGUUGACGGAGCCAUUGUUGAAACUAUUUGAUGCAUUUGAAUUUUGUUAUCCAGUGGGUUGGAGUGGUUUUAUCCCUUUA
Molecule: messenger RNA, 484 nt
Organism: Pyrus x bretschneideri (Chinese white pear)
Lineage: Eukaryota; Viridiplantae; Streptophyta; Magnoliopsida; Rosales; Rosaceae
Product: 40S ribosomal protein S29
Exons: 3
Coding region: 101-271 (56 amino acids)
Biological process (GO): translation
Cellular component (GO): cytosolic small ribosomal subunit; ribosome
Molecular function (GO): zinc ion binding; structural constituent of ribosome
Source: RefSeq, a predicted model, not a curated record